GGCGUGCAACACCCCGCAGCGCUUCAAUCCAUUCUCACCUCUGCAAGUAUGCGAUUAGGGCCAGCUCCCAAUUGGCAUGGUACUGCUGCCUCUUUGAACCACGCCGCUGGUGGCUAUCGCUCGGGGUAUUCUGCGCGAAUUAGUUUUUUUCGCACCCCACGAGGGAUUGUCAUGAAUAGCAGUCGAGAUCUGGGCAAGAGGCAGGUCCCCUCAAUCUGAUCUGCGCUCAAAUAUUAUUAUCUAACCCUCUCCAUCUGGUAGAAAUCUCUCUGUAUAUGGGCUGCGACGAGCGGUUCAGAAGGAUAGCAAUCAGAUUCCGUCUUCCCGGGCAAAUGGCGCUAGCCAAUCCCCUCCGACAAUAUCCCACAUUCGAAAUUUCUCCCACAGCCCGAUAGCCAGAUCCAAUUCCAGCAUGGGCCCUGUGCAGCCACCGUCCCACCGAGCAUUCAUUGCUCUCGGGAGCAAUGUCGGGGACCGCGUCGACAUGAUCGAGGCGGCGUGUCUUGAAAUGGACCGGGUGGGCGUCAAGGUCCAGCGCACAAGCUCCCUCUACGAGACGGCGCCCAUGUACGUCCUCGACCAGGAUCCGUUCCUCAAUGGUGUUUGUGAGGUCGAAACCAGCCUGGGCCCGAUGGAGCUAUUAGACACGCUCCAGGGUAUCGAGAUCGCACUUGGGAGGAAGAAGUUGAUCGACAAAGGGCCGCGAUCUAUUGAUUUAGACAUCCUCCUCUACGACCAGCAAGUCUUCUCCAACGAGCGCCUCACCAUCCCACACCAGUUGAUGCUUGAGCGAGAUUUCGUCCUCCGACCUCUGUGCCAGCUCAUUGGGCACGAAGCGCCCCCCUUCCCAGACCACACAACCACCUACGAUUCGCACCUGGCAUCCCUCGCACCGCCGCACCCACCCCCAACAGCAACGACACCCAUCUCACCCACCUUCGGCUCCCUCCACGCCACCGACUCAGCGCGCCCAACACACAUAAUGGCAAUCCUCAACCUCACCCCCGACUCCUUCUCCGACGGCGGCACCCACUCACCGACCGACCUCGCAUCUCUCACAACCACAGUCCGCGACUUCAUCGCCGCAGGCGCCACAAUCAUCGACAUCGGCGGCGAGAGCACUCGCCCGGGCUCGACCCCCGUCAGCGAAGAAGAGGAACUCGCCCGCGUCAUCCCCGCAAUCCGGCACAUCCGGACCACCAUCCCCGAGGCAUCCCCCAUCGCCAUCAGCAUCGACACGUACCGCGCGCGCGUCGCAGCCGAAGCCUGCGCCGCCGGCGCAGACAUAAUCAACGACGUCUCAGCCGGCCAACUCGACCCAGCCAUGCUCUCCACAGCCGCCAAAACCGGCAAAUCCAUCAUCCUGAUGCACAUGCGCGGCACCCCCUCCACAAUGACCAAGCUAACAGACUACCCAAACGGGGUUCUCGCCGACGUCGGCGCCGAGCUGCGCGCCCGCAUCGCCGACGCCGAAGAAGCCGGCAUCCGCCGCUGGCGCAUCAUCCUGGACCCAGGUCUCGGAUUCGCCAAGAACCAGCCGCAAGACCUGGCUCUGCUGCGCGAUUUGCAGGCGCUGCGCACGAGCACGCAUGGACUGCAGGGUCUGCCGUGGCUGAUGGGGCCGAGUCGCAAGCGCUUCAUCGGUAGCUUGACGGGCGUGCGGACGGCGAAGGAGCGCUCUUGGGGUACGGCUGCUACUGUUACGGCUAGUGUUGCUGGGGGUGCGGAUAUCGUGCGCGUGCAUGAUGUGCGUGAGAUGUGGCAGGUUGCGAAGGUGGCGGAUGCGAUUUAUAGGGGGUGAUGUGUGUUUUUUUCGUCUUGGGGUUAU
This is a messenger RNA of Aspergillus candidus, 1828 nucleotides long. RefSeq names its product folic acid synthesis protein. Gene Ontology annotation, biological process: tetrahydrofolate biosynthetic process. NCBI's taxonomy places the organism in Eukaryota, Fungi, Ascomycota, Eurotiomycetes, Eurotiales, Aspergillaceae. The coding region runs from base 413 to 1801 and encodes 462 amino acids. Gene Ontology annotation, molecular function: dihydropteroate synthase activity; 2-amino-4-hydroxy-6-hydroxymethyldihydropteridine diphosphokinase activity. Gene Ontology annotation, cellular component: mitochondrial envelope. The record is from RefSeq and is a predicted model, not a curated record. The transcript is spliced from 4 exons.